AUGACCCGUGGUAACCAGCGCGAGCAAGAUCGAUUACGAGCGGCGAAGAAGGCACCUGCCAAGAAGCCAAAAGAGAGUGCUACCAAUCUCGCAAAGCGCAAGGAGGCUGAUGCUGAGGCACUACGUGCGAAGCAGAAAAAAAAGGAAGAGGAAAAAGCCGCUGCUGGCUCCUCCGGCAAAUAA
Molecule: messenger RNA, 183 nt
Organism: Pleurotus ostreatus (oyster mushroom)
Lineage: Eukaryota; Fungi; Basidiomycota; Agaricomycetes; Agaricales; Pleurotaceae
Exons: 4
Coding region: 1-183 (60 amino acids)
Source: RefSeq, a predicted model, not a curated record